Messenger RNA from Syngnathoides biaculeatus (alligator pipefish), 2656 nucleotides. RefSeq names its product adenylyl cyclase-associated protein 1-like. Gene Ontology annotation, biological process: cytoskeleton organization; regulation of adenylate cyclase activity; cell morphogenesis. Gene Ontology annotation, molecular function: adenylate cyclase binding; actin binding. Gene Ontology annotation, cellular component: cytoplasm. The record is from RefSeq and is a predicted model, not a curated record. Bases 96 to 1631 code for a protein of 511 amino acids. Lineage: Eukaryota; Metazoa; Chordata; Actinopteri; Syngnathiformes; Syngnathidae. The transcript is spliced from 14 exons.
UGGUUUUAUCGAACAAUUGUUGUUGAAAACAUUACAGCAAGAUAUUUCCAUAAGAAGUCAGGUGGUACGGUAUAAUUUGACAUUUCUCCCCAAAAAUGCUGAAAUUUUAUUUUAAUAAAGCUUCCAUGUUCGUGCGAAGCUUAACCCUAUUCAAAGGCUUUCUUCCUGCUGCGUGGUGGUGCUCUUUGACGACAAACUUCUCCCACAGAUGUAUGGCCGAGUUGGCAAAUCUGGUGACGCGGCUGGAGUUGGCCGUCGGGCGUCUGGAGGCAAUGUCUGGUCCCGGUGGCAGCAACGAAGGAUCUGCUGGUGGCGCUGUGUCUGCAUUCGUGGAGGCCUUUGAUGAGAUAAUAUCCGGUCCUGUGACUCAAUAUUACACCCUUAGCCAGCACAUUGGGGGUGAUGUCCUGAAACAUGCAGAAAUGAUGAAGCAGGCAUUCGCCAGUCAGAGACAAGUCCUUGUAAAAGCCUCCACUGCCCAGAAGCCCUCUGAUACUGUUUUAAACACCCUCCUGCAACCGAUGUCGCAAGUCAUCCAGCAGGUGCAAGCGUUCCGCGAGCAGAACCGCACGUCCACACAUUUCAAUCACCUCUCCGCCAUAAGCGAGAGCGUACCUGCCCUUGGAUGGGUCGCCGUGGCCCCAAAGCCAGGCCCAUAUGUUAAAGAGAUGCAGGACGCUGCCAUGUUCUACACCAACCGUGUGCUCAAGGAGUACAAGGAAAAGGACAAAACACAUGUGGACUGGGUGCGGUCCUAUUUGGUAAUCUGGGCCGAGCUGCAGAAUUACAUCAAGCAAUACCAUACAACUGGUCUGUCCUGGAGCAAGACUGGCCCAGUAGCUUCAGCUUCUGCAGCCUCCCCAAGCGCACCUGGCGGAUCCGCUCCUCCACCCCCUCCCGGUCCACCUCCGCCUCCUGUGAACCUGAGCGGCUCCUCUGAGCAUGGCGACAGCGAUGCCCUCAAUCGGAAUGCCUUGUUUGAGUCCAUUAACAAGGGGGCUGACAUCACUAAAGGCCUCAAGCAUGUUAAGGAUGAUGAUAAGACCCACAAGAAUCCCAGCCUCCGAGGUCAAAGCGCUCCUAUGCGCUCUGGACCAAAACCCUUUGCUUCCCCUUCCACCCGAGCAACUGCAUCUUCCACCCCGACACGCGCUGCUCCUCCUGUUUUGGAGCUGGAAGGCAAGAAGUGGAAAGUGGAGAACCAAGAAGGUGCACAGGACCUGGUGAUCAGUGACACUGAGCUCAAACAAGUGGUUUAUGCUUACAAGUGUAACAGCAGCACUCUGCAAAUCAAAGGCAAACUCAACUCCAUCACUCUUGAUAACUGUAAGAAAAUGGGCCUGGUGUUUGAUGAUGUCGUUGGCAUUGUUGACAUCAUAAACUGCAGGGAUGUCAAAGUCCAGGUUAUAGGUCGGGUUCCUACCAUCUCCAUCAACAAGACCGAUGGCUGCCAAGUGUUCCUGAGUAAAGACUCUCUGAACUGCGAGAUCAUCAGCGCCAAGAGCUCAGAGAUGAAUAUCCUGGUGCCCCGCAAGGAUUGCGAAUUUUCGGAGUUCCCGGUUCCUGAGCAGUUCAAGACGGUCUGGGACGGCGAGAAACUCGUUACCACAACAACCGAGAUUGCGGGAUAGAGAUGCGGCAUGCAAUGCGGCCCCCUUUUUCUCCACAUCUCACAUGCCCCUUCCUCCAUUUCGCCAAACCCACCUGACUGAUGACCCACACUCACCAGCUAACCCACACGCUGUAGAGUUGAGUUGAAUGUCAUGCAUUUUCUCACACCCCCUUUUCCUUGGCCAAUCAUAGCUUUAGCUGUUCUUUCCCACAGCCAAUGAGGACUGCUCAAUUUAAACUGAAGCAUUCCUCCAGCCAAUCAGCAGGGAGUACUUUGCCAAUAGCAUCUGUAUAUUAUUGAUCCAGAUAAUGUAUAUUAUUGAUCCAGAUAAUGUACUAAAUUAGCCAUCAUAGUUAAGUGGAUAUUGUCUCUGCAGCCACAAUUAUCUAGAUGCUUAAUGCGCUAGUUCUUAUGGCUCAGAGCCCCCUACCCAAGUUAUGGUGUCAGUUCUGUUAAUAUGCAAUUCAGUGAAGCACUUGUUAACAUCUUCUCCAUGGCCUUCACAUCGCACAUUGAAAUUAUUAACAGUUGUUGAGUAUAUUAAAAAUAAAACAUUCACAAGAUUAAGAGUAAAAUCGGAUUACAUAUGUGCUGAGAUCAAAUUUUUUUUUUUAUGUUUUCAUCUCAGUGAUCUGUGUUGGAUCAUUUCAAUACAACUAGAUCACAAUCACGAGUCCUCGUGUAAACAUUCCCAAGUAUUAGACAUUCCAUGGAAAGAAAAGUUGAGGUCAAGAGCAAAUGUGUAGUUGAACCUGACUGGUUGUUGUGGGCUCCUGCUGUUGAAAUGGAAAGGUGGCUCCUAAAAGUAAUGACCUGUGACCUCUAAAAUAUGUACACCUGUGUAGAUAUUUAGGCUUACAAUGGCUCAACCAACAACUUGACUUGGUCCAAGAACAUGUUAGCACUAUUUGGUUCAUCAGUGCUUUGAAGGUGUGGAUUUUCUUUUAUAUUGUCUUUCUUUGAUCUCAUUUGUGGGGAGGGAGUUGGGUCCACAAUCAGAUUUCUGCUCAUUAGUAAUGGAAACAUUAAAAUGUUGCAAUAAUG